UGUGAACAUAAGCAAUAUAGGUUUUGCAUUGGGGGAAAAAAAGAAAGAGAUCAAAAAUGGAGGAAGAACUAGUAAGAGCUAUUAAGAUAAUAGUAUUUGGAGUAAUCUCAUGGGGUGUGGCCUUUGUUCUCACCCGGAGAAUCUUCUCAAGCUACUCAUUCAACUUCAGCAACCGUCUUCUCUCCACGGCUCACGCCACAAUCGCUGUCACAUUAGCAACACUCUCUGUUCAAGAUUGGUCUUGCCCUGUUUGUCCCCGAGCAUCUAAGCCAUCUCUCAAACAGAUGGACGUGAUGGCGUUUUCAUUGUCAUAUAUGAUCUACGAUCUCAUAUGUUGUCAGUUCGAUAAAGUGAUCAGCAUUGAUAACGCGGUUCAUCAUUUUGUUAGCAUUCUUGGUUUUAUAGCUGGACUUGCUUACCAAAAGUCUGGAUCUGAGAUCAUCGCUACACUGUGGAUAGCAGAGAUAUCGAGUCCUUUCUUCCACCUUAGGGAGAUUCUCAAAGAGAUUGGAUACAGAGACACCAGCCUCAAUCUAGCCGCCGAUGUAUGUUUUGCUACUAUAUUCACAUUGGCGAGAAUUGUGUGCGGACCAUUUCUCGUUUACGUCAGUCUGUCAGCUGAUAAUCCCAUCUUCAUCAAGGCAAUGGGAUCAGGAUUACAACUCGUGAGCAUAUUUUGGUUCUAUAAGAUUUUCGGGAUGAUGAGAUAUAAACUUUUUAAGAAGCCAAAGUCAAACAAAAAGUCUACUUAGUUAUAGAUAUACGAAAACUGAUUUAAUCAAAUUAUUUUUGUUAUUUUCUUUCUUAAACAUUUAUAGUCAUUUAUCUAUGUUAUUAUAUCACGGAGUCUUCCCUCCUUAACAAGAUUAAGAUCUCGAAGUAUGCAGUUGGACACAAUCUACUCUAGAUGUCGACUAGCUGAAGAGACAAUUAAUCAUGCUUUAUUUGCAUGCCCUUUUGCAAAAAUGGUACGGCGGUUUUCACAUACUUCCCAUUUAGACACAGCAAAUUUAGCUGAUGAUGCAGAAGAGAAUCUCUCAAAUCUCUUGUCCUCAAUUCUCAAUUCUUCAACAUCAAGUGCUGAAUCAAUGAUACCAAUAUGUAUACUUUGGAGAAUUUGGAAAGCAAGGAACAAUAGUAUUUUUAACAACAUUAGAGAGAGUCCAUCCAAAACUGUGUUAUGGGCAAAAUCGGAGGCGAAACAAUUCUAUGAUCUUACUCAUAGCAUUGAAAGACACAAUCAACAGAGAAUCAAGAAUCGUAAUAUUCAGCGUUGGUGUCCACCUCCUAUCAACUAUGUCAAAUGCAAUUUCGAUGCUGGAUAUAAUAGUAUAAAUCGAGGAGCAACAGGAGGUUGGAUCAUUCGUGAUAACUUGGGAUCUGCAUUGGCCUGGGGUGCAACGCGAUUAUCAAACACAUCUUCGCCAUUGGAAAUGGAAGCCAAAGCUAUGCUAAUAGCAUUAUAACAAUCUUGGAUCAGAGGAUAUACAUCAUUAAUUUUGGAAGGCGAUUGUGAAGUGCUGAUAAACAUUAUAAAUGGGAACUUACGACACAGACAGCUUACAAACAUACUCCUUGAUCUAAAGUGUUGGUUAUCGAAAUUUGAAUGUGUUAAUUGUGUUUUUACAAAAUGAUCUUGUAAUAAGGCAGCUCAUUUAUUAGCACAAUUUGGAUGUACUUCUUCUC
This is a messenger RNA of Camelina sativa (false flax), 1686 nucleotides long. RefSeq lists its product as uncharacterized. NCBI's taxonomy places the organism in Eukaryota, Viridiplantae, Streptophyta, Magnoliopsida, Brassicales, Brassicaceae. Gene Ontology annotation, cellular component: membrane. The record is from RefSeq and is a predicted model, not a curated record.